UCCGUUUUUCGAGUCCACUCGUAACGGCACUGGCAUAACAAGCGGCGAUGCGCGCGCACCGUUCCCGGCCGGUGCGAGAGACGAGGACAGCGCAUCGAUACUGCGAGAGAUCGAGCGAUAGGAAGGGAACAGUGUGAAGGGAGCGGCGAGCGAGCGAGACAGAGCGUAACGAAGACAGGUACGAAGCGAGGGAGAAAGGCGAGGGACGACUCCGCUGACUCAUCUGCGUGUAGUCGUGCAGCGUGUGCGAAAUCCACGAGUCACAUUUCCGAACUUGCUCGUGUUUACACGACAGUAAGUUCAAUCCGCUUUCACUCUCCUCGCUUCGUCCCUCGUUUCCUAGCUUCGUUCCAUCUCUCGCAUCGCCGUCGUGUCUCUUCUAGCGGGCUGUGCGGACUUGCGGUGCGUGCGUGCGCGCAUACUUGAUGCGUGUAUGUGUAGUGGAAGUUUACGUGUGCGUAUAUAUUUGCGCGUGCGCACGGGGCACGUAUGCGUUAUGUACAUCGUGUGGCCGCAGUGAUACACCGUUCCCGUGUUGCGAGACGUUUUUGGGCUGAGAGCGCGCACUACAAAGCGAGAUUUGUUGAAGGACGAGAGCCGCGUCCGGCGGCGACAACAACAACAACGACGACGACGACGACGACAACGACGACGACGACGACGACGACGACGACGACGACGACGACGACGAGCGAGUUCGUCUUCGAUACGCAACGACUAGUACCGAGUACGAGGUGACCGACAGUCACAGUGGCUAGCGAGCGAGCAUACGGAGUGAAGUGAGUUGACGACGACGUCGCCAACGAUCGCGAUCCAAGACAAUAGAACGGCGUCGCGUUCGAGCGGUAACGCGAAUUCGUGAAGGCACGAUACCGAAAGACUGUGAAGUUGCAAGAAGGAAGUCGUAGAAGAAACGAUGAAGACUUGGACAGCGGCGGCGACAGCGACAGUGCUGGCGACGACAACAAGGCGCCCCCAGCGACGCACCUGAACCAACCGCUGACGAUUACGACGACGAUGACGACGUCGUGAUGCGUUGCACCGUGUCGCUCCAGUAUCGCGCAGCAGCAGGCACCUCGCUCCAAUUGUGACGCGACGGGUUCGUGACGUGACGCGACGAAAGCGGGACGGAGAAGACCUUGUCGGCACGCGAGCGAGCAAGCAAGCGAGCAAGCAAGCAAGCAAGCAAGCAAGCAAGCAAGCAAAGCAAGACGGGGAGGUGGUGAGGAAGAGGGAGAAAAAGAAAGAGAGAGAGAGAGAGAGAGAGAGAAAGAAAGAAAGAGUGAGACGGAAACACCCCUCCCGCAAGACUCUUUUCUGUGCUGCAGCGAGCGGGAAAGAGACGGACGUAAAUUAAAAGAGUGUGUGUGCGCGCGCGCGCGCGCGUGUGUGUGUGUGUGCGUGCGUGCGUGCGUGCGUGCGUGUGUAAUCUGUGUAUAUGUUCUGUGUACGUGCACCUUUUCCUCGGGGUCGCGUUUCAUUUGACACGACGUCGCACGUCGACGACGUAAGCACGCCGAGCGAUUACCGUUCGCCGUUCGCUCUCGGGUGAAGCGAGACAGACGCCGCACACGUAUACAACACAGGGAACCGAGCGUAGCGCACCCGCAAGACUCGACGAGAGAGUCCCCGAUAUCUCCCGUAUACUUUUUAACUCCACUCAGCCGUCCAGCGCGGUUAUACGAAGAAACGGCGGUGCACUUGUGUUUACGCUAGAAGUAUUGACCGGCCACCACGGCGACCAUGUACGCGAAGGGAAAAGGGUCGGCGGUGCCCUCGGACUCUCAGGCGAGGGAAAAAUUGGCGCUUUACGUGUACGAAUACCUGUUACAUGUAGGAGCACAAAAAGCAGCACAAACGUUUCUGUCAGAGAUUCGAUGGGAGAAAAAUAUUACGCUGGGAGAGCCACCUGGGUUUUUACAUUCUUGGUGGUGUGUCUUUUGGGAUCUAUACUGCGCAGCGCCCGAAAGAAGAGACUCUUGUGAACAUAGCAGUGAGGCCAAAGCAUUUCAUGACUAUGGAUUCGUGAAUAGUGCUUACAACGUCAAUGGAAUUGCACAUAAUGCUGGGCCAGCCCCAUCUCCAAUUGGUCAAAUGCCACCAAAUGAUGGAAUGCCUGGUGGUCCUAUGCCUCCUGCUUUCUUCCCAAACAACUCGACAAUGCGACCAUCUCCGCCCACACACCCCUCAUCACAGCCAUCCCCCCAGCACCCCCAGCCACCCCCGCCCCCACACUCGCAGAUGAUGUCCACCCAGUUUAUGGGCCCUAGAUAUCCAGCAGGACCACGACCUGGAGUACGUAUGCCACAAAUGGGAAAUGAUUUUAAUGGACCACCAGGACAACCAAUGAUGCCAAAUAGUAUGGAUCCUACCAGGCAAGGCGAAGCUGGAGAAUUUGUAGGGUGGCAAGGUCCACCAGGAAUGAACCCAAUGAAUCCAAGAAUGAAUCCUCCCCGAGGACCAGGGAUGGGACCGAUGGGUCCUGGAAGUUAUGGCCCAGGUAUGAGAGGUCCACCACCCAACAGUACUUUGGGUCCAGGUGGACCAGGAGGUCCUGGAAUGCCACCGAUGAGUAUGGCUGCUCCAGGUGGUAGACAACAAUGGCAACCCAACACAUCUACGCCAAUGAAUUAUUCGUCGUCAUCGCCGGGCAACUAUGGAGGGCCGCCUGGAUCAACGGGUCCGCCUGGACCCGGUACACCCAUUAUGCCUAGCCCACAGGAUAGCAGCAAUAGUGGAGGAGAAAAUAUGUAUACCAUUAUGAAGCCUGUACCUGGAGGAAAUAUGCCGGGUGAUUUUCCAAUGAGCGGUGGACCUGAAGGCGGUCCAAUGGGACCUAUGGGUCCUAAUACAAUGGGUCCGGUUCUAAACGGUGACGGUCUCGAUGGGAUGAAGAACAGUCCAGCGAAUGGUGGUCCUGGAACACCACGGGAAGAUAGCGGCAGCGGAAUGGGUGAUUAUAAUCUGGGUGGAUUCGGAGCUCCUGGAGAGAAUUUUUUUUAAAAAAUCAAGUCGUCUUGGAGCCAGCCCCGAGUUCGUAGAUGCCGUAGACUUCGCACAUGGUGUGCCGGUUAUAUACAUGUAAUGCGGAAAAACAUCGCAAUUUCGCUGCGUAUUCACGUGUUCCAUGGUGCGUUCCGGCUAGUUUCGCUAUAGUCCGGCACAUGUAGUGGUUCAAGCUCGUAGCAAGAGCGAAAAAGAAAAAAAAAGUUAAUGAUAUUCGUGUUAAAUGCAGCGUGCGAUCAUUAUCGAUUGCUCCUGCUCGAUUAGGAUUAGCACUUAAGCGCUCAUUAAUUGAACUACUAUCACUAAAUGGCGCAGAUACUUGAGCAACAAUUAUUCUUACACGUGCGCUUCGCCGUGUCUAGGAAUACGAUAUGUAUAUGCUUUGUUUAAAUACUCAAAAGGUUGCAAGACUAGAUAUUUUAUAAUUCUUUUUUUUACGUUACUAUGAUUAUA
Messenger RNA from Atta colombica, 3459 nucleotides. It is a transcript of the gene Ssdp, whose product is annotated as single-stranded DNA-binding protein 3. Gene Ontology annotation, cellular component: nucleus. Gene Ontology annotation, biological process: positive regulation of transcription by RNA polymerase II. Lineage: Eukaryota; Metazoa; Arthropoda; Insecta; Hymenoptera; Formicidae. The transcript is spliced from 14 exons. The coding region runs from base 1744 to 3003 and encodes 419 amino acids. Gene Ontology annotation, molecular function: single-stranded DNA binding; protein binding. The record is from RefSeq and is a predicted model, not a curated record.